AUGAUCAUUAUGUCGUGUGUGGCCAGUUCUUGCUCUUUCCCUUCUUCCUCCAUCAUCUUUACCCGUUUUCUCCUUCGUUCCCUCUUCAUUCACUGUCGGAUGUCCACAAAAUUCAAGCCGAAGACACUCGCUGACGAGUCGGACGACGAAGACGCUUUGUCCAUGCUCGACUCCCUCAAUUCUACACAAGAGCAACCAGAGUGGAUUCGGGACAAGAACGGUGACCUGGACUGGGCCUACACUGCUCGGUGUGCGCGAACAUGGAGCCACGACGCACUCCUCACCCAUCUCUGCCAACAGUCUUUCUCAAUCCCACCGCGGGACUACAACCCGUCGGCGCCAUUCGUCUACGCCCGCAUGCUAGACGGCGAAGUCGUGACGCUGCCACACGGCUACCGCCUUCCGCUCAUGUUUGUAGGGAAGUAUAUCUGGGAGACGAUGUUCAGCAAGCUCAAGGAUGAGACGACGUGGAAGAAGGAGCGGGCGAACUUGUUCCAUUUAUCGCGACUCUGCCAGAAUUUAUUCCGUCGCGCCCGAGCGAAAGCUCUCAAGGGUGGCAUGGAGAAGGGCUGGAGAAGUCUCAUGUUCGACCGUCUUCUCGCCCGCUUCUAUAAGCAUUGGACGACAAAUGACCCCAAGAGUGGCCCGAAGUUCAUAACUACGCAUAGCAUCAAGGAGUAUGACCGGGAUGUUCUCAAACACGAUUGGAGAAGGUGGUGUCUACGGGGCCUUGGCUCCGUGCGGAUGACAGAGGACGAGGUGAAUAAUGGGAUUACUCACGAGGAGUUUCGCAAAACACUUGGAAAGAACGAACACGGUGACUGGAUGCUUAACGGAAAGCACCUCACCUUCGUCACCACAGAAGAGGGUGAGGCGUGGAUCUCGACUUCAGAGCUCACGGAGGAAGAGGACGAGGACGAAGGAGAGAAGGGGGAGGACCAAGGUAACGAGGAAGAAAGUGAAGAAGAUGAGGAAGAGGUGAUGGAAGUCAUUCACGUUGGGAAGCGAAGGAGGGACGAGGAACAGCCUGAUCGCUCACCCAAGCGUUCCAAGCUAGCCGGAUUGCACCAGCCAAAAAUGAUAAAUACCCUCGCUGCCAUCAAGCAAAGGCUUGAAAUGCCUCGUUCCUCGCCUCCCCGACAAGAAGGCACCUCUGCGUCGGCCCCUGUGGCUUCAACUUCCCAACAGCCCCUGAUCCAGCCCAAAAUUGAAUAUGCCCCAAUUUCCAUCUCGUCAAUAGACGACGUUCCCCGAACAUCUCCUGCUACCACCCCUACUGUCGCGAUCGCCACUCCAUCGACUACCGUGAAGGCGAAACGCCCUCCAAGAGAGCCAACACGAACUAGUGCGCGCAAUGUGGCCCGACCUUUCUUGGGGCUACCCAACCCGCUCGCUCGAACCGCCAGGUCGAAACAACCAGUCAAAAUCGGCCCUCCACCAAAGAAAGCCGCUCCUGCACAAAAAACCAUCGAGCAGACUUCCAGCUCAUCGUCAUCGUCAUCCGAGGAAGAAGAAGAUAAGUCAGACGAUGAUAAACCUUCCGGGGAAGUCACCUCCAAGGCGUUAGAGUUGUUGGUCAAGCUCCUCAAUGCCAAGAAGGCUCUCGAGAACGACGCACAGCCGUCUUCGGCCGCUGGCCCAUCCACCCGGGGGUCUGGAAAAAUCCUGGUCCCGGCUUCGUCAUCUCUUGCUUCGGGGUCCGACCAACGUGUGGUUGAGUCCCAACUUCUGAAGUUCGAAGGGCGGUUCCUGUCGAUGAAGGAGGAGCUUUUGGGAAUUGUGGGUCGGUUACAAGCCCUGGAGAACGAUGACCUCCGGUAUCGGCAAUUGGACAGAAACGGCAACGACAGGGUGCUUGUCGACACUGGGGUCGAUUGUACACCGGCGAGAGUCACUCAGGAAAUUCAAACCGACGCCGAGGAUGUGGAGAUGGGUGACGAGUGGCUGGGCGGGAAAGUAACUUUCUACCCAGUAAGGCUCUUUCGAGAAACGGGUAUGCAAACCGUCGUGGAGGAAAAGAGGCCCUCUCCAGCACCACGGCUGACACUCGGGAAUCCACAAGUCAGCACCGGGCUCUCUGCGACACCCUUUGUUCAAGCUUUGGACCAGGCCCUUGAUCACGACUCCCCUUGCGUCGGAUCCACCAGCGCCCAGACUGAUUCGACAUUGGCGCCUUCGGCAUCCUACGAUCCUCGAACAGAUCUGAUGCGCUCGAAUCUCUUGGAUGUCGUCGAGAACCUUGUAUCCGCAAAGAUGUUGGCCUUGACGCAAGGCAUGGUGAAGGCGAAGCAGAACGGGGGCUCGAUUUCUGGGACGGAGACUCCCAACGCCCUUGCAUCUCCGACACUGGGUGGCCACGCGUCGCAGCCAUUCGUCAUCAACACCCUCAUGGACGAGAUCAAAUCGAUGAGGGAAGAAACACGAGUUCGCGAGCAGCGAGACAAAGAGGAGAUGGAAGCUAUGCGCCAACUUCACUCCGCCGAAGUCGACGCGCUGAGGAGACGCCUGUCCUACCUCGAAUCCCAGCAUCGACACGGCGAGAGCAGUUCAAGCAGCGCGACUCGCUAUCGCUCGUCCUCUGCACACUCACUGCACUUCGACAGCGGCAGCAGCCACCUUUCUGCCCCUGUUCUGGGCGAGCCAGUCGAGAACGGUCGCCUCAGUCGACAGCGUUACCAUCAGCCGAAUGGAAGAUUCUCACCGAGCUACAGUGGACCGGGCGACAGCGCGGACACGUCCUCCUCGCAUGCUUUCAGCCCUCUGCUGCGCACGACGAAUCCGGGGGAUGCUCCUGAGUCAGGGGGCGCGAUGCCGACGCCGACGCCGUCCGAACGGAGUUAUUCGUUCACCCGACCUGGGCUUGAUAUAGACGAGGAUAUGCCACUUCCCAUCAAAUCGCAAAGGAAGCAACACAUAAUGGCACUCGCUCGUGCGCACCUUGGGUAG
This is a messenger RNA of Cyclocybe aegerita, 2946 nucleotides long. The record is from the annotation of a GenBank genome assembly. Lineage: Eukaryota; Fungi; Basidiomycota; Agaricomycetes; Agaricales; Hemipholiotaceae.